Messenger RNA from Caenorhabditis angaria, 5109 nucleotides. The record is from the annotation of a GenBank genome assembly. NCBI's taxonomy places the organism in Eukaryota, Metazoa, Nematoda, Chromadorea, Rhabditida, Rhabditidae.
AUGCUCCAUAUUCAGGUGAUAUAUUUAUAAACAAGGCUUAUUUCCAAACCAAGAUUAGAGAUUAGAUUUUUUGUUGUUGAGAUUUUUAGAAUUUUAUUUUUAGAAUGAGAAAAUUGUGCAUGCGUGAAACAUUUGGUUUUUUCAUAUCUAAUGUAAAAAUGAUGUUUGAAAAUGUGAUUAUCACAUUCGAUCAAAAUCGUUCAAGUAUAACACUUCAAUAACAACAUUUGAAAUUGAUUUCGUUUUUCAGAUGGGCGAAACGUAUAAAAUUUUUGGUCUUUGCUCUAUUUGGAACAUGAGCGCAGUUUUUGCUGCUAAAGGGUGAUUUUUUAAAAUUUCUCUAUUAAAAUUCACUGAAAAUCAGUUUUGUUGAGUUUAGAUUGAAUAAUAUUUUUUUCCGAGAAAUCUUCAUAACAUUGUAAAUCGAGAACUGUAUUCAAGAAAUGAUUUUCCUGUGAGAUGGUUUUGCAUAUAAUCGAAUUCUCGAAUGUUAUGAUGUUUUAAUUCUAGUUUAUGGGAUUUUUAGAAUUCACAAGAUCAUUUUAAUGUUAACAUCAAAUCAAUUUUGGACACCCACUCAAUAACAAAUAAUUUUAGAUUCACUUUAAAAAUCGAAAGAAAAAUUUAGUUCCCCAUUAUCGAAAAUACCCUUUUGUUUGUCCCAGAUUAGUUGUUUCUUCUUUCGUCUUCAAAACGAAGAACUUUUCGAACCAACCACACCACUGAUAAUAUCACAAAAAAUUCGAAUAUUUUUUUUUUUCAAAAAAAAAAACACCUGCACACUUUUUUCAGUUUCAGUUGCUUUUUCACCUGCCCAAAUUUUUUUAGAUCUGAUUAGUUUUUCAUCGAAACACUGCUAUCACUUUUGUAAAAGAGCUUAUUUUUUUUCGAAGACAAAAUAAAUGUUGUGGCACUUGAUCAAUAAUAAUAUACCACCCAUAUCAUUUGUUUUUGAAAAUAACAAUUUUAAAAAUUAUUUACAAACAAAUAUCUUUUGAAUUCUCACGAAAAAUUAACAUUUGCGAACAAUUUGUUGAUUAGUUUGUUUUAUUAGAGCCGAAUGAUCUCUGUUUCCCUCGUUCUAUUUAUAUCAAAAAUGUUCAAAUUCGCUGCAAAAAAACUUAUUCAAAUGAAACAAUUAUUUGACAAGCCGGCGAAUUUCCCACAAUUUAUACCUUUUUUCUUUUUCUGUUGUUCUUUUUCUCGUUAUCUUUUGGUCCAAUAUCGAUCAGCAUUUAUUUUUUCUCCUACUUGUUUUUUUUGUCUUGCAGAACACUAUUCCAUCAUUUUUUCUCCAGUCAUUUAUUGUACAAAAAUCUUUCUUCUGUUCUGUUAAAAAAUCAUAUCUGAAGGAUGAAGGCCACCCGUAAUCUUCUCCAAUAUUUUUUUUUAGUUUUCUAUUCAUUCUGCAGAUUUUUUGCCUUUUUAAAAUGAAAAAAAUUACAGAGAUUGAAUUUCGAGAAGAUUUGCGAACGUGAAUUAUCGAAUUUCAAUGCACAAAUUUUUUUUUUUGGUUUUUUUUCUUUUUUUUUCUUUGAAAAAAGUCAUGGCAACUGAUAUCUACUCGCUAGUUCUUAUCAGAAAAAAGCUGGCUUUGAUUUUUAACCGGAUAGAGAAUGGGGGAAAACAGCUGAUAAGGUUUAUUUGCAGAUCUUUAGUUUUUGGAGGGUUUAUUUUUGAAUUUUUUUUCUGGACAGCUUUUAUAAAAAUAGCUUUUAUAUUUCAAUUUAGUAUAGUCCUGAGCGUAUGAAAUUAUAAUUUUUUGGACUGAAAUCAGCGAAAUCAACAAACAAUUGAAAAAUUGAUCUACCAGAAACAAAAUUUUUAAAUGUUAGAGAAAUAUGUAUUCAGAACUAUUGAAGUUUCUCAAUGCAAAAUAUGUAUUCUGCCUAGAAAUUUUUAGUAUACCAGAAAUCAGCAUUGUUACAUUCUGAACCCUACAAUGUAGCACAUGUGAGUGUCCAAGGUUGCGAUAAGUGUAAAACAGCGUGUUCAUCUUUCUCUUUCUUAUUUUCUCUCAACUUUUUCUUGUCAAAAAUCGAAAAAAAUAGUCUCAAAAAAUUUGGUUUGUUGCUCUAAUCAUCAUGCCACUUUAGUGCAGAUAAAAAAAAACUCAUUUCGACCCAACAUCAAACCAAAAAUAUUAUUUCUUUUUGAUUAGUAUUUAUCAAACAAUCAAUCUCUGCUUCUUAUCAUUUUGAAUCGAAUCAAUACACUGUUUCUCUUUUCUUUUUCAUUUGUUUACCUAACCGACUGAUUUUUUGCACUCUUUAUUUUUAAUAAAUAAUCGUGGAUAGAUUGAGUUCGAAUAUUUGCAUUUAUUUAUUAUAUGUAUCAAAAUAUUUUUAUUUAUACAAAAUUUUUCAUAUUUGCAGGAAACCGGAAUGUCUCUUCAAUUGAAAACUGAUCCCGAUUCAGAUUUCUACGAAGGUUAGUUUUUUUUUUAGAAUUUCCCACAAUUUUCUUUAAUUUGUGAGAAAACCAAUCACAUUCCAGAAAAAGAUACAGUACUCUGCCAUAUUUGUACUGACACAGCAACUGGUCGUCAUUAUGGAGCAAUUGCUUGUAAUGGAUGUAAAGGGUUUUUUAGACGAACUGUUCGACGAGCUUAUGAAUAUAAAUGUCGAUUUGAUUCAAAGUGCAAGAUUGAUAAACGUAAGAGUUUUUUAAAAAAGUGAACAGGAAAUUUGGGAAAUUCGAGCAGAUUUGUGUAAUUUGAUUCUGAGAUGAGAAGUUUUGUAAGCAAACAUUUUUGUAGAUAGGAGAUUACAUUGCUGGAAAACUGAAGUUCCAAUUAAUUCAAAACAUAUUUCAAAGUAAAUUUGAACCACAGUUGACUAUAACUGCGCUGAUUAUAGCUAAAAAAACCAAUUUGGUUAUGUUUUCAAAAUUGUAAUCUGUCCCACAACAAAAUAAAAUUUGGUUUUUUUUUUUCAAAAUUGCAAUCUGGCCGACAAAAACUCCCAUUUUUACCCAAGUUCCUUAAAAUUAUUAUGUUUUGUUAAAAUAUUGGUCACGUGAAAAAUUAUUUUGAAAAUAGAUGGUCAGUAUAGUAUGACCGCAGAAUCCUCAUCGAACAUCCGUCAAAUUUGAAUUUCGAUUUUUACCUUUUCUUAACUCCUACCCACCAUUCCCCUAAUUUUCAAUCAAAUCCAUAUUUUUCCAGAUAACAGAGCUGUUUGUCGAUACUGUCGCUAUAUGAAAUGCAUUCGUUCUGGAAUGAGAGAUGACCAAGUUCAAAUGGAAAGAGAUGUUAUUGGAAAACGUGUGAAAGGGGAGAACAACAAAUCCUGGGAUGAUAAAUCUCCGCGAACGUCUCCGGAAUUGAACAAACCUAACUGGAAUGAACACGAAUAUCUUCUCAACUGUCUUCUUCGUUCAGAAUCAACAAUUCAUAGUCUCAGAGAUACAGUGAUCAAACAAAUUGGAAAUGUUGAAUAUACAACAAAAGAUAGUCAAAGUUCAGAUGAUGCAAAUAAUACAGAUACAGCUUCUUUGAAUGAUGUUUUGAAAUCGAUGCAUAGUCAAUUGCUACUUGUCAUUGAAUGGGCCAAAACCUUGCCAGAAUUCACUCAACUCUCAUCGGAAGAUCAAACAAUUCUACUGAAAAACUUUGCUGGUCAACAUGUUACACUUUGUGUCGCUUAUCGUUCUCGCGAAUCGAAUGAUGUUCUCAAAUUGCUCAAUGAUCGCUGUAUUCCAAGAGCGUCAAAAAGUAAAAAUGGAAAAGAGUAGGUUUUCGUUUUGUUUUUUUCCUUCUGUUCAUUUUUGAAAAAUGUCAUGGUGGUCCCUUGGUCUUUUCAUUUUUGGUGUGUUAUUUAUGCAAGCAUAAGAUUGACGUGUGAAAUAUAGACACAUGUCAGAAAUUUCGUACAGAUUGACAUCACUUGUAGGCGAAGAAAAUUGUGAUUUUAAUUGAAAAUUGGGACCUUUUUCCUGUUUCGAGGUCUAUAAAAUAUUGAUGAAACUGAAAAAAAAACAUGUUUCCUUAUUUUUAUGAAUCUAUUUAUAUUUCUUGAGAGAAAACGUGUUCCAAAUUGUUGUGAUCUUACAAAAAAAUAGUGCGGAAAUUAUUUCUUACAACAUUUUUCAAAUAAAAAACUACAGUUGAUUCUGAUUAUAUCUCACUUUUUUUCAGAACAGUCGAUGGAUUUUACCUCCGUGAUUGUGAAAAAGUUAUGGAUCAACUCGUUGCUCCAAUGAGAUUUCUGAACAUGGAUGACACUGAAUUUGUUGCUCUCAAAGCCUGCAUCUUAUUCAAUCCAGUAGCACGUGGUUUAUCCAAAUUAGCAUGUCAAAAAAUUCUGGAAACUCGUCGUAAAGUGUUCAGCGCAUUGGAACAAUAUAUCCGCAAAAACAAGCCUACUGAAACAACAAGAUUGGGAGAUUUAACAUUUUUCAUCCUCUCUCCAUUAUCUGUUUUGUCACAAACAAUUUCUGAAGAUAUCAUGUUCACAAAAAUGUGUGGAGCAGCAAGAAUUGAUAUGCUUAUGGAAGAACUCAUUUUGGCUGAAAGUGGAUACAAUCAUCACAUCCGUCCACAUGUCAACCCAUCAAUGAGCCACGAAGAUGAUUCACUUCAAUGUCCGCCGUGUGUUGAUCUACCGCAUCACCAGGAAGAUCCAACAAUGAUUCCAUCAACCAGUGUUUCUCCCUUGGAUAAUAUGUAAGUUUUUAUUUUCCGAAGAUUGUCCCCUUGACUUUUUUAUUUUGCUCUCAAAAUCACAAUUUCACCUGUUUUGUGUGUGUCGUAGCAAAAAGUAUCAGAAUCACUAAGCAAAUAUCCAGCUCAAAACAUUUAAGUUCACCUGUCUGGAAAUUCUUAAAUGUGUUUUCAAAAGUGUAAACUCCAGAGCACAAUAAUUUCGAAAACAGGAAGUGUUAUUUUAGACCACCAAUGAUGGAAAAUGACAUUCAAUCGCAUUCACAACAACCACAUAAUCUUCCGUGGAUGAAUCACAAUCCUGAAUAUAUGCCGUGAGUAUUUCAUAGAUCUGAAAAUAAUUAAAGAACUAUUUAUACAUAUAUUGUUUCAGAUAUCCUCAAAUGCACGGAGCAUAUCAAGAUCUCAACAUUCCCCCGCCAAACUACGUCAAUCCACAUUUCUAA